UGACGCCCACAGCUCCACAAUGACAUCACCAGGUCUAAAAAGAAGCGCAAGAGGGAGCUGGGAGGCACCCCACUUAUUAGAUUUCCUCGCAAGGUCCUGUUCACAAGUGAGGGUGCUGCUGCGCCUCUGUGAGGGAGCCUGUGAUGUGCGCAGGAGGAGCGGCUGUAUCUUUGCAUCCUGAUGAAGUUCUGAAAAUACAAAGAACCACGGAAAGAGGAAACAUCUCCUGAGACUCACACACAGAAGCUGCUCUUUGGGAAUAGACUCACUGCUGAACAAACAACGCGUUUUGACUUCAUAUCUGGCUUCACGCGCAAAGCUGGAGAGACUGAGGUUAACUCUGUGCUUUCUCUUAUUCGAUUGACUCGAAACGCUGCCAUCGCAUGGAAACAUUUGUAUAUUUUUAUUAACAAAUCCGUAUAAAUAUUGCACUGUACAUUUAUUUCACUUUAUCUAAACCUCUCCGUGAUCGCCGUACAGAUGAGACUCCUAAUCAAACGCGCGUCUCCAAACGAGGACGCACGGAGAUCGAACAGGGAUUAUUUUCUCUCGUCUGGUCCCUUGUUGUCACUUCGUUAUAAAUGACACCAAAUUACAUUAUUAAAAAAAAUACGAUCUUAAAAACGGUAAAAGAUUAAAGCAUUAAACUUCGUGUGCUAUAGAAGUUUUAGUUUUCGGGCUUUGUUUAUACUUUGGAAAGGUUGGGGGUUGGUGAACAGCAGUCAGCGUCACGAAAAAUACCUCCGUUUUUGGGGGGGUUAAAAACUGCUCGACAUAGUGGCAAAUCUCGUAUUCAUUUAAAGCAGUGGUCCGUGUCCUGACGCAUUGCCCAGGACUGUUUUGUAUGCUUAAAAUGGACCUGGCUGAGCUGCCGUGGAGGAUGCAAGGGAGCUAUCGUUUGGACACUGCUCAGGGACAAAACGAGAGAAACUGAGGACUAUUUGAAAGCUAAUCCCAGCAUGGCAUUGGUUCCGGAGAACGGCUGCUCCAUGGAGCUGAGCGGCUGGAACAGCAGCGUGAGCGGUGCCGGAGCCUCCGUGCCCUGCAACCAGAGCAUCCUGAAGCCCGCCCCUUACUCCCCUGAAGCCACAGCGGUAUUCGCCACCGCCAUCACCCUAAUGGUCGUCUUCACUAUCGUGGGCAACAUCAUGGUCAUCAUCGCGGUGCUGACCAGCCGGUCCCUCCGAGGACCCCAGAAUCUGUUCCUAGUGUCACUGGCUGCUGCAGACAUUUUAGUGGCCACACUUAUCAUUCCCUUUUCUCUGGCCAAUGAACUGCUUGGCUAUUGGUACUUCAAGUCACUGUGGUGUGAGAUCUACUUGGCACUGGAUGUGUUGUUCUGCACCUCCUCCAUUGUUCACCUGUGUGCCAUCUCCCUGGACCGCUAUCUGUCCAUCUCCAGGGUCACAUACGGGCGCCAGCGCACCCCCAAGCGCAUCAAAGCCGCUAUUGUGGUGGUGUGGCUCAUCUCUGCCAUCAUCUCCUUUCCUCCCCUGCUGUCACUGAACAAACGUGAGGCAGGAGAGGAGGGGACUGAGAGAGGACCCCAGUGCCAGCUAAAUGAUGAGCGCUGGUACAUCCUUUACUCAACCAUUGGCUCCUUCUUUGCUCCAUGCCUCAUCAUGAUCCUGGUCUAUGUAAGAAUCUACCAAAUUGCCAAACAGAGAACACGUUGCCCCCCGGGAGAGCCCAGGAAGGAUGGGGUCGGCUGUGCCACACCAGGUCAGACUCCACGACAUAUCCAGGCCAACGGGAAGGAUGAUGAAGAAAGCACACCGCCUUCAUCCAACAAAACCUCUCGUGCCAGACCCCCCACCCUCGCCAUCACCCCGUCCCCCUCCUCAGGAGACACUCAAACCCCCCUAAAUCCCACUUCCAAUAAUCUCCUGCAACCUCCAUCCCCUUCUCUAGCCAUGACCCCUGUCACAACCUCCCUUGAGACCUCUCCUCGUGGCCCCUUAACUCCCCCCUCUGUGCCCGCCUCUGCCAACACUAAAGAGAAGGGGAAGAAGGGCAAGAAGCAGGCAGGGAAAAAAGCUGACAAUAACAAUGGUGACAGCUCGAGCACAGAGAGCGACAUGGAGCACAGCCAUGGAGGAGGCCGAGGCAGCGCCAGCAUGCCAGGGUCCCCUGCAGGAGGGGGGGUCCACUCCCCGGCCUCAGUCAUACGCUACCGGGAAAUGAUGGCAACUUCAAAAGGGGCUCGGCUGGUCCCGGGGAGGAAGUCAAAGACAGAGAACAACCCUGGAGCAGCGAGGCGUAAAGCCAUGGUCAACAGAGAGAAACGCUUCACCUUUGUUUUGGCAGUGGUCAUAGGUGUCUUUGUGGUGUGCUGGUUCCCCUUCUUCUUCUCCUAUUCUCUGCAGGCAGUUUGCCCAGAGACGUGUGCCAUCCCUGAUCCACUGUUCACAUUUUUCUUCUGGAUCGGUUACUGCAACUCCUCACUUAAUCCAGUUAUAUAUACCAUUUUCAACAAAGACUUCAGAAAGGCCUUCAAAAAGAUAUUGUGCAGUGGCACCAAGGGUACGUUCUUUUAGCAUACAUAAUGUAUCAGCUGUACAUGACCUAGACACAAAAAAUGCUACUUCUGAGGCAUCAUAAAUCAAUCACUUACAUGUUUUCAGAACACUCAAAGGGCUGUUCCCAGCAUAGGAAUCAGAACUGAGAGCCACUCUUUUACAGCCACAGUGUGUGCAAACAGGCAACUUGGACUGUGAAAUCCCAGCUUGCAGCAGAUACGCACAAAUAUUUCAUGGUGUGGGAUGAAAACAGGACAUGGAACAGAGGCAGCACUAGAUACUUAACUGCUUCGCACUUCAGUAUUGCUGAUAAGAUUUUGAUUAAAAAGUUUAAUCUCCAGAUCACAUUGAAUAAUGGAGUACACUGGGACACAGGGUGCUGCAGAAUAAGAAAUGUACACACUCUAUAAAACUGUCAGAGGGAAGCAUGAAACCCGUUGAGAAUGAACUCCUGAAUGAGAAUAUAGACAGUUUAAUGUGUAAUAUAUAUUGUUUUGUCGUUAUUAAAUACUCCAGGACUAAUGGAGAAAGGAAGCAAAUAUAAAGAAGGAAAAGUGACCUUUGAGUUCUGUGAGCCUCAGGCCAUUUCUUUAUCAAUACUGAGCACAAGGAGCACACAAGGUUAGUGGUGAUUUAUUACGUCUGUAGUCUUAACUUGCCCAGCUGCAAGGCAAACAUGUGUUCCUCGAUUUUGAUCUAAAGGCGCAACAAGAGAAGGUUUCUGAAGACUUCAAAUAUGAUAGCACAGACAAUGACACCCUUUCAAACUGAACUUGUGGGUUUUCAUGAGGAAAGCCUGCACGUCAGACACCUAGCUGCUGGCUUGGUGUGGGUCCUAAUGGACACUCAGGUUGUUAGUAAUGACACUCUUGACUUUCCCCUUUCAUGACGUGCAGAACAAGAUAAAGUGUAGGGGAUUUUUCAAGAAAAACAUGUGUAUGUUAUUGAGAUGUAAGAGUAGGGCUGUAUGACCCUCCUCAUCCUCUUAGCUUGUUGUUUCCUGCUUUUCAUCUUGAUCUAGGCUGAUCACAACAAUAGACUGGAUCAAGCAAUUCUUCUAAUGAACACAAUGAGAUACAAUCAAACUGCUUUUAGCCUCUUGAAAGUGCUUCUGACGUUUUUCCUAGUAUCUAACUGGAGGUGCCUCUGGAGAAGACAUAUAGGAAUUUGAUUCCUAUUAUUCAACAUUACUUUAGAAAAACCUGAUUAAGCAGGGAGACAUUUACAUUCACUGUAAAGGACAUAGAAUGCAAUUAUGUAUGUGUAAUGUAACCACUAAUCACGCCUACAUGUUUUAUUCUGAGAACCAUUUGGCUGAGUCACUCUUUACAAACGCCUCUGGCACAUCAGCUGCAGUGGACCUCUACAUGGCACAUUUGGGUUUAUAGCUGAGAGGCAAGAGCAUGAAUGGUGCAUUUAUUUGUUCUCACCAUGGGACUGAGGCUCUGUCAGCUUUCAUGAUAAAAAAAAAAAAUGUAUCUGUGACUGUGAACAACACACAGGCUUAUUGACUCAAUGGGACAAGGGCUGUCAGCAGCAACACUUCAAUGUACUGAUUGUCUAAUACUGCUGACCUGUAUGAGUGUGUGUGUGUGUGUGUGUGUGUGUGUGUGUGUGUGUGUGUGUGUGUGUGUGUGUGUGUGUGUGCGCGCGUGUGUGUGUGUGUGUGUGUGUGUGUGUGUGUGUGUGUGUGUGUGUGUGUGUAUGCUUGUUCAUUUUUCGUUUUCUUUCUGUAGAGAGUGACAGUGCCUCUCCUGGCUGCUACUACUGUAAUAUUAGUAAAAAUAGAGACCAGAUGUCCUGGUGACGCCAUCACUUUGUGAAUGUUUCUACUUGAUUAACAGAUCAGUACUUAGCCAUGUUGAGAAAGUCUUAUCGAACUGAAAGUCAGUGUUUAUCAGUGAUAUGGAGUACAUGGCUGUUAGUAAUCACUCCCAAGGGACCAAAGAGCCUUAUAGGUCACCAGCCUGACUCUGUGAUAUCCGGCUCUGUGUUGCUUUAAAAAAGUAUUCCUUUAUAUUUAGUGUCUGUGUGAUGGGACACAAAGAUUGAAGAAACUGUAUAAUUUAUUUCAAAGUAUUUUGUGUUUUCUGUCUGUUACCUAUUUAUUGUUCUGUUACUGUGCUUUUAUUCUGAAAGUGAAACUGCUAUCAAAGAGCAAGAACACUGUACAGAUUUGUAAUAUCACGAAAAAGAACUAAAUUGAUUCAUGCCUUUGAGCUCUUGCUUUGUGGGGAUUGAGCUAUAUUUUAGCUUGGGUUGUAUGUAUUUGUGUUGAAUUGAAGGAAGUUGAACUUCGAGUUAUGUGCAUAAUGCAGAAUCUACAAUGCAAUGUUUGUCAUUGUUUCAUGUGGUGAUAGUAAAAUGUUAAAUCAAAGAUACAAGCACACUCAUGAAUGUACAAUUAAUCAUGCAUACUGCAGCAGGAAAUCUCUUUUAAAAGUAUUCAUCAAAAAGUGCUUGAAUAUGAAAAUAUCAUUAGCAACCGUAGACAUUUUCAGUUUGAUGAUUUGCAGAAUUUGUGCAGGACAUUAAUGCUACUAUCAAUAACAUACACAGCUGCUUGGAGAUCCAAAUAUCUGAUAAAACAAAAUGGAGGAAAGUGAGGGCUCCAUGCACUUAUACAACUGUUCCCUGCCUUCAUCCGAAACGCUUAGUUUCUCUCCAGAAAUACGACAACUAUAGCAACCCUUUUGUAACAAAAAUAGGCACAGAAGCCAUGAAUUCAUGGCCGCUUCGAAUAAAUAUGAGUUGCAAUGCUGCUCAAACCUUCCAACCAUGGCUUUAUGUGGUGAAACUUCUGCUUUGUUUGAUUUUGAAAAGUAUGAAUUAUUGCUUAAAGGUGACAGAUGCAGUAAUCUGCCUCAUGAUCACCAUCCCUCCCCUGAAACCGCCUGUAUUGUCUCUUAUUGCGUUUGGAUCAAAUAACAUGGUCUGAGCUUUACAAUCUUCUAUCCCCCAUCUGUCAUCAUCCCUCUCCAGUUUGGAAAUAAAGCUACUUGAAAAAG
Gymnodraco acuticeps is the source of this 5527-nucleotide messenger RNA. It is a transcript of the gene adra2b, whose product is annotated as adrenoceptor alpha 2B. The transcript is spliced from 2 exons. Lineage: Eukaryota; Metazoa; Chordata; Actinopteri; Perciformes; Bathydraconidae. Gene Ontology annotation, biological process: adenylate cyclase-activating adrenergic receptor signaling pathway. Gene Ontology annotation, cellular component: membrane. The record is from RefSeq and is a predicted model, not a curated record. The coding region runs from base 960 to 2537 and encodes 525 amino acids. Gene Ontology annotation, molecular function: G protein-coupled receptor activity.